UAUAAAGUCCAACGCGGAAGUGAAUCGCGGUCUCAUAAAACUGCACACGGGAGAAGUAGAGAAGAUGCCGUUGUUUAUGUACAUGUCUCUGUGUGUUUGCGUCUUCCUCAUAGCGGGAGGAUUCUGCGAAGUUUCAGCUGUUCGGUAUGCAGUCCCGCCGUCCAACCAGACCGUCUUGUUACAUGAUAACGUUACGGUAGACUGCUGUUUAUUAGGGAUGGAGGGCCAUACGUUUGUCUGGCAAGCCUUCUACAAUGGAAUAUCAUCUCAACUCAUAUUUGAAAGAGGCCCAAACAACACGACUGCCGUAAAAAACCCCUCCAAGUUCUCGGUACGAUGCAGCAGUGGACUGGCAGGCAGUCUGUGCUGUAACCUCACCAUACACAACGUGAUGGCCCAGGACUUAGGGCAGCCCAUUACAUGUUAUGGGUACAGGUUUGACCCGUCCGAACCUGGUCAGGAAAGAAGUCCGUCGGUCUAUCUCACAAACGGAGAUGUGACGUCAGGACCCGGGCUGAGUGCGAAGAUGAUCGGGCUGGUGGUAGCAGCGGCGGUGUGUGCCGUGGCCAUCGUGGCAGUGGCGGUGUACAAACUGAGAAAAGGCUGCUCGGCAGCAGACACCCAACCAGUUGUUCUGGAGGUCAUGGAUGAUCUUGACACAGAAGAAACAGACAUGCUGUAAAAGGUACAAGUGUAGAAUCACGAAAGACUUUGGUUAGGUUUUUUUCUAUAGCUAUGUACUACUUAGUUACAGGUAUCAUAAAAACAGUGAUGCCACUUAACCUUUCUUGUAUGAUCUGCUAUUGCUGCUACACCAUGAAAGGUUGGCUUGGCUUUUGCACCGGUCCCAUUCUACAGAGUACCUACGGAGAAGUCAAACUUCUUCUCAUAGUCGGAAAUUAAGUCUCUCCUUUAUGAGUGUUUAGCAUAGUCAUCCAGCUCCAAAGAAGACACAAGAUGGAU
Molecule: messenger RNA, 963 nt
Organism: Branchiostoma belcheri (Belcher's lancelet)
Lineage: Eukaryota; Metazoa; Chordata; Leptocardii; Amphioxiformes; Branchiostomatidae
Exons: 5
Coding region: 65-682 (205 amino acids)
Source: RefSeq, a predicted model, not a curated record